AUGGAAGCCAUCAGGGCAGACAAAACCUCAAACGCAAUAACUCGCGCACAGUUUGCGGACGCGAUCACUCGCACUGUCAAUAAUCGCUGCCGAGCUUACAAGAACUGUUUCGCUUCGAGUAUCCGGUGGGAGGUGGACAACACAAUUGCAUCUGCCGACAGCGAGAAUUUUCAGACUAUCUUAAGCACGCUCAACCUUGACCCAGCGGAAUUUGCGAUCUUGACUGAACAGGAUCAGAUGCCGUAA
Messenger RNA from Penicillium cosmopolitanum, 246 nucleotides. RefSeq lists its product as uncharacterized. The record is from RefSeq and is a predicted model, not a curated record. The coding region runs from base 1 to 246 and encodes 81 amino acids. NCBI's taxonomy places the organism in Eukaryota, Fungi, Ascomycota, Eurotiomycetes, Eurotiales, Aspergillaceae. The transcript has a single exon.